Messenger RNA from Dermacentor albipictus, 1403 nucleotides. The record is from RefSeq and is a predicted model, not a curated record. Lineage: Eukaryota; Metazoa; Arthropoda; Arachnida; Ixodida; Ixodidae.
UAAACACACUCUAGUGCUAACUUCCGCUUCGUCGUGCCAUUAUUCCGUCAACAUCCGCUGCUGUAUGGCUGCUGCUGCUACCUCCGAGUGAUUCGCGCUGCUGUUGCACGUGGAAAGGCGCGGGAGGUGUAAAUAUUAUAGCGUUAACUAGUAUGUGCGGGACUCAGUUGCAACAUAUUGAGUGUGAAUAAUGUCCGCUAUGCCUAUGUGAAUGUCCCCUACCAGAGACUGUAACAUCCUUGCGCGUUUCGUGACCUGUCAUUUAAGCUGCAAGACCACAGUGGGCCCGCCUUCAGGUCGUGUAGCUGGAACGGUUGGACCAUCUCCGCGUUCUCGGAACCUGCAUACAAGUACGCGGGCCCUUGGGCAUCCUGCUGAGUACAGAGAUCGCAAGAGGACAGAAAUCCGUAUGAUUCAAGGCAUCCAGUGUCAUGUCAUCAACAUUGUGCCCAGAUACAUGGACACACAAUUCAAAGAGCACUUCAGGAUGGACAGAAGCACUUUUGAGGAAAGCAUUGCCCUCAGUUCCCAGACCGGCCAAGGAAGGAGCCCUUGACACCGUGGCAGAAGUCUGUCAUGCAAGCCAUUCUUCAAUCUGAUCUGGAUAAAAUCUCCACUUGGUGUCACACCUGGUCUAUGAAACUAAAUAUUGGUAAGUGCAAAGCAAUGAGAAUAACGCGCACGCCUAACCAGUCUUCAUGCACAUACUUCCUUAAUAACUCUUCUUUAACUACAGUCUCUGAUUAUAAGUAUCUUGGCGUAUACAUUACUGCCAACCUAUCAUGGAAAAAGCACGUUGAACAUAUCACUAAUAAUGCUAACCGCACACUUGGUUUCCUUCGCCGUAAUUUUUCCCUGGCUCCUGUGUCCCUAAAACUAGUUCUAUAUAAUACUCUCGUGCGCCCGAAACUAGAAUAUGCUGCUUCCGUUUGGGAUCCUCACACUAAAUCACUCAUACAAGCCCUCGAAUCCAUCCAAAAUCGUUCUGUUCGUUUUAUACUCUAACUAUUCUCGUUCAGCCAGUGUAACACUAAUGAAGAAAACAUUAGAUCUUCCUGACCUUUCCUUACGCCGUCGUAUUUAUCGAUUAUGCCUCUUUCACAAAAUAUAUUUCACCUCUGACACUCUUAAGCAAUCACUCUUUACUACUCCUACUUACUUUUCAUCCCGCAUGGACCACCGGUUCAAAGUUGGCGUGCCAAGCUGCAGGACUAAUCUUUAUUUUGAUUCGUUUGUUCCGAAGACAAGCGCGGACUGGAACCACCUUCCUGCCUCCGUCGUGUCCAUCGCAGUACCCGAAGUCUUCAAGUCUGCUGUAUACGAUCACCUUCAUUAAGCUUCCUACUAAAAAUGUAUUUGUGUAUAGCCAUUUGGAUUUUUGUAUACCCACUCCUCUCUGUAAC